AUGGCAGUAAUGAUAUGCUGGGAAUCCCAAAAUGCAAGUAAUGCUAUAUUGCUGUGCUUUCUUUUGCAUUUCAAAACUGUGGUUGGCAUACCUGUCCCUUCAGCCAUGGAGACUAAAAACAAAGAAAUGGUAUCAAAGAUGGAUGAUUAUGAAGUUAUAGAGCAGAUUGGAAGAGGAACUUUUGGUGCUGCAUUUCUUGUUCUUCAUAAAUUUGAGAAUAGAAGGUAUGUACUGAAGAAGAUUCGUUUGGCUAAACAAACAGAAAAGUUCAAGCAAACGGCAUAUCAAGAGAUGAAUUUGAUAUCAAAGCUGAAUAACCCAUAUAUUGUGGAGUACAAAGAAUCAUGGGUGGAAAAGGAAUCCUAUGUAUGCAUUGUGACAAGUUAUUGCGAGGGAGGAGACCUGGCUCAAAUGAUAAAGAAAGCUAGAGGAACAUAUCUUCCUGAAGAGAAGCUCUGCAAAUGGCUGACACAGUUGUUGCUUGCUGUGGACUACCUCCACUCCAAUCGUGUCCUUCACAGAGAUUUGAAAUGCUCCAACAUUUUCCUCACAAAACAUGGCAGCAUCCAGCUAGGUGACUUUGGACUUGCAAAAUUGUUGAACAAGGAGGAUCUUGCAUCCACGAUUGUAGGCACUCCCAACUAUAUGUGUCCAGAACUUCUUGCAGACAUACCCUAUGGCUACAAAUCGGACAUUUGGUCUCUAGGUUGCUGCAUGUUUGAGAUAGCUGCCCAUCAGCCGGCAUUUAGAGCUCCUGAUGUGGCUGGACUAAUUAACAAGAUAAAUCGUUCAUCGAUUUCUCCACUACCAACUGCCUAUUCCUCCACAUUAAAACAAUUAAUAAAAACCAUGCUGAGGAAGAGCCCAGAACACAGACCAACAGCUGCAGAGUUGUUGAGGCAUCCCCAUCUGCAACCAUAUCUUGCUCAAUGCCGAAACCUAUCUCCUGUGUUUCUCCCAGUAAAGUCUGAGUACAGCAGCAUGGAUAAACCAAAAGGAAACCGAUUACCUAGCAAGUCUAGCAUUCAGAAGAAUGCCAUCGGUUUGAAAGCAAGUCCAUCGAAGGAGGGCAGAUGUUUUAAGCAGGAAAAAGUUGAUGCUUUGGCACAAAAAGUAGCAGUAAAUGAUUUGCAAAAAAGUGCCGAACAAACUGAAAGUGUCAACUCAGAAACCACUUCUGCAAGUAUUGCAAGGACUCACCCUGAAGAUGAGAAACAAGAAAUUGCUUCUGAGAAGUCACAAAUAGUCCAAGAGAAGCUCUGUGGAGCUGGACAAGCUGGCAUGGAAUGUAAAAGUGCUAGUCCAGGGAACUGCAGAAUAAUGGAAAAGCUGUCUGCAGAUUCAACAGGCCAUGUUGAUCCUUCUGGUUACAAGGCAUCAUCAGCAUUGGCAAUGGAUGACAAAACCAGACAAGAUGUGGAAUUGGAACCCAAAUUCUGCAAACCUUUGACAGCGACAGAUAUGAAAUCAACACCAAGUAAAUCAAAACCACCUCGUGGAAACGGAGUUAGACAAAAGGAAUUGAACAGAACCUCCAGUGACAUCUCAUCGAUGAGUUCACUGGCUUCUCUACAUGGUGAUGAAACAAAGAUUAUAUGGAACCCUCAGAGCCUGCAAAGAGCAGAUGCUCUGGAAUCACUGCUAGAGAUUUGUGCAAAUUUGCUUAGACAGGAGAGGUAUGACGAGCUAGCAGGAGUACUAAGACCCUUCAGUGAAGAAGCUGUGUCGUCAAGAGAAACAGCAAUAUGGUUGACGAAGAGCCUAAUGAAACUUCACAAAAAUGGCAAUGGAGCAGCUUAG
This is a messenger RNA of Dovyalis caffra, 1800 nucleotides long. Lineage: Eukaryota; Viridiplantae; Streptophyta; Magnoliopsida; Malpighiales; Salicaceae. The record is from the annotation of a GenBank genome assembly.